AUGAGCCUGAUGGUGUUUGCUUUGGGAUGGAGGUCCUAUAAGCACGUCAGUGGGCAGAUGCUUUACUUUGCACCAGAUCUAGUUCUGAAUGAACAAAGAAUGAAAGAGUCAUCGUUUUAUUCGCUCUGUAUUGCAAUGAGGCAGCUGCCGCAGGAGUUUGUGAAAUUACAGAUCAGCCAGGAGGAGUUCCUCUGCAUGAAGGCUUUACUGCUUCUAAAUACAAUUCCUUUGGAAGGUCUUAAAAGUCAAAGUCAUUUUGAUGAGAUGAGGUCAAAUUAUAUUAGAGAACUGGCAAAGGCCAUCAACCUAAGGCACAAAGGAGUUGUUGCGAGUUCUCAGCGUUUCUAUCACCUGACCAAAGUAAUGGACUCCAUGCAUGAACUGGUCAAGCAGCUCCACCUGUAUUGCCUCAACACCUUCCUUCAGUCUCGGACGUUGAGCGUGGAGUUCCCAGAAAUGAUGACAGAGGUCAUAUCUGCGCAGCUCCCCAAAAUUCUAGCAGGGAUGGUAAAACCGCUGGUUUUUCACAAGAAGUGA
This is a messenger RNA of Staurois parvus, 537 nucleotides long. NCBI's taxonomy places the organism in Eukaryota, Metazoa, Chordata, Amphibia, Anura, Ranidae. The record is from the annotation of a GenBank genome assembly.